UCCAUAGUGUAUUUGUGGUCAUUUUCCACUCAAGUUCCAGUUUAUUGUCUCCUUGCAAAUUGAAUAUUCAAAAGAUACAGUUUGGGAUUUUAGUGGCUCACCGGAUGUUUGCUCAACUCCCUCCUUCAGUCGAUGUGCGUCACACAAAGCCGAGGCCGCGUCUGUCCAUGGGAAGGAGCCAUGUUGAGGCAGCUCCUGAUACCAUGUUUUUAAUCAAUUUACAAUAAGUGUAUGGUAAGAAUUUUGAUUCAAAUCGAAACUUGGACGGACUAUAACCAUUGACAAAAUGUCGGCGGACGAUUUCCAGUCGAAGUAUGCCUCUGUCAUGGAGAGCAUGCUCAGGAGUGCUGUCGCAGAGACCACGAAACUUUUCGAAACUAUGGUCGACGAGCUGAAGGCAGAAAUAUCCAAAAUGAAGGAGGAGAACGAGGACCUCAAAACAAGAUGCAGCCAGUUUGAGGGUUCGAGGAGCCAACAGACUUUUAACACAGAAAGUGAGGUUCUUCCAGGGCGCAGCCUGGGCUCAGAGAAACGUGACACCGCUGUUCAAUGUGACCUUGUUCCUGUACGCAUGAUGUUGGUUGAGCAAUGUCAACAAUUGAGGCACUCAUCAUUGCAAAACCAAGAGCAACGAUGCGGUUAUCAGGAGUAUGCUUUGCAGGGGCACAACAAUGACACGUAUGGAGAAGAAAAUUCUCAAAUGGCAUUUAUACUGGUAAAACAGGAGUCUGUCUUGAAGGAAGAGGAAGUUGAGUCCGCUGUCGUCUGUGGGCAAGUCUUGAGCGAUAAAGCAGAUACUUAAGUCCUGGUGACAAGCUGCAGUUUCCGAAUGGAGUUUGACAAAGGGCAGGCUCUGUGACUAACCAACUAAUGAAAGAUUCACCACAGGCCUCUGUUUGUGGGCCCUUGCCUCAAAAAGUUGAAGAGACCGAAGUGGCCCUAAAAUCACCUUGUUUGGGAAUGGAUAGUGGUUUACAAGGAGCCCAGAGCCAAUCUUCUGAGCUAGAGCAUUCAUUAGUCAUCUCACUCGCUGCAAUUAAAGAUGACAUUGAAGAAGAGUCUGAAGUCGGUCUGAAGAUAUCAGAAAUUGGGACACAGGGAGAACUCAUACCAUCUGAAAAACACCCAUUAAUGGUUGCUCAGUAUAAAUCGGAGGCUGAACCCCUUGAAAAAGAGCAGCCAUUGGUGGUCCCUCAACAAUAUCAAAGAGAGGACGAAGUAAAUGAGAAAAAUGAUGUUACUCUGCAGCAGUGUGCAGUAGUGGAAUCUACAGAGGAACAGUUGGCACAAUCCACGCCACUCAACAAAGGAGAAGCCUGGGAUAAAUUAAAAAAUGACGUGGCAGAAGUUGAGGUUAGUUCCCAGCCUGACUUGCCAGUACGACGCAAAAGAGGACGGCCACCAAAGAAAGCAAAACAACAGUCUGUGAAAAAAAUCCUUCAGUCACCAUCAUCUUAUAUUGCAACAGAGCAAGAAGUGAAAAAUCCCCCUACAACAACAGUGGAAGAGAUUGAGGUUGGUACACUGAACAUCACUUCAUCCGAGCCUCCAGAAGCAUCCCCAGUUCAGCCUAAAGAAGCUUCAUCCAUUAUCACUUCAUCAGUCCGGGAGAAAGCAAACACUGCUGUAAAAGACAUAGAGCACAAUAAGGUUGAUACCCUGGCGGUUUCGGUAGCAUCUUUCAGUAGAAGAUGUUCCUCUGAAAAGAAAAAAACAUCUAAAUCUCCACAACCUUCAACAGAAAUAAAAAAAGGGGACCUUCAGGCUCCAUCCACUAAAGUUUCCUCUAUAGUUGAAACACUAAACACUUCAUCAGCUGAGUUUGUUCAUCCCAGAGAACGCCGCACCUCUGUAACUCUUCAGGAUGCAAUGUUAUUAGUUGAAGCCAUGAAUCAGUCAACGGUAGAAAAUACAUUCUCCGUUCCACAAAGAAUGGCAGCACCACCCCAAACCCAGUGUUCUCCAAGUGUGGGUACCUUACAAAUUAUGAACGAGGUCCCAGCUAAACAAAAAACUCCAGCAUCUCCUGUUGGAACUCCUGGAGCUGCAAGCAAUCUACCCAUAACUGAGCUGUCCACAACACAGUCGACAAUAAAGAAACGUAGUGCCGCUCCUCAGACUACAGAUGCCACUCCAACCAAUGCAGCUCUGGCCCACAUCAAUGUUGUCCUAUCAAAACAGCAUAUGGUCACUGUAUCCAAUACUACCACAUCUAUAAUGCCUUCAUCAACUUCUGCAACUCAAACAAGUGUGCAAUCACAGUUGGGCUCUCCCCUUCCUCUAUUAACAUCAGUAUCGACCAGUCAACUGACUAACACAAUGCCUCAUAAAAUAAUUGUCGUGUCAAGAUCAGUACCCUCAUUAAUGCCUCAUAAAAUUGUAGCACAGCCUCCCGCCCGGCUUCCUGCGGUCUCAACAGCUGUUGCUACACAGAAUAGUAGGAUACUUUCAGGCUCUAAAGCUGCAGCCGUACCUCUCGGAAAACCCUCCUUUUCCUCUGUUCCUCAGAAUACAAUAUAUAUUACGACCAGCAAGCCGCUUUCGUCUUCACCGUCGACCAGCACAUCAACAAACCCACAGUCUGGGACUCUACCACCCCCAAAAAUAACAAUUAUAAUCCCAAGACAGGUGUCAGUUGUGGCACCAACAAACUGUCAAUCACAGACGACUGUUCCGACAUCAAAGCAGGAGUCAGCCAAAUCAUCUGCUCCUGUUAAAGUGUCAUCGUCGCAGUUGGUCUCUUCAUCACAGGAGUUAAGUGUUUCUGUGGAUACACAACCCGCUUCAGAUGAAGUGGUCACAAUAUUGUCUCAAAGGAAGGUUGAUGCAUCGGACAACUUGGACUCUCCCAAACAAACUGCCUCUGCUUCUGAAACAAUAAAUGUCCCUACAGAAACCUGUUCCACUUUAAAGUCAGCUGGGCUAGUGCCAACCUCCAAGACUCCAGCGGUACCACCAACUUUAGAACAAUCUGCUGUGGUCAGAUUAACCAGGCUCCCAUUUCCAAUUUCAACUGAAGAAUCAGUCUUAGUCUCAAAACUGCAUACAAAUGGAUCUUCUACAACUCAGUCCAUUUUGAAUGAAGGUACCACACAUGCGAAACCAUCAUCUGUGGUCAUAUCUACACAACCAUCAGAGACACUUGUGUUAUCCACUGACAUUUGUCCCAGUUUAAAAGAAUCUCCAGUUAUUGUUUCUGUAAAAACCUCUCAAAUGUCAGAAGAACCAAAUGAUAUUCAAGAGAAGGCAUCAUUGCCCUCUGAAAACUGCACCACUUUGGAAGAGUCCCCCAACAGCAAGAAUGUGCAGCCAUCUACAUCAUCCGAAGUGUCAGCACCAGCUAUUAACGUGACUGAGCCUUCAGCUAUAUCUGGUACAGCUGGUGAACCUACUUCUGAUUUGGACGAGGAACUGAUCAGCCCUGCAGUGCAAGAUUGUGCGUUACCUAAUGACCCAGCAAUUGAAGAAAAACAAUCUUCUGCCAUCAUUCAUCUAACCUCUGUCACUCCCAAGGACUCAGCUCACCCUCGUUUGCAGAUGACUAAAGCACAGUUUCUGGCACAGCUGGCAGUGUCACCUGUUGUACAAGAUCCAAAAAAGGCCACCUCUAAUGACUCUGUAAGUGCCAGAGGUUCCUGUGCGGAGACCAGCACCAGUGACAAGGAAAGGUUACAAAAAAUGUCCAGACUCCGAAGUUACCUCAAACCCCACUUGCAAGCUAGAAGAAGUGAAACAAAUCUAGCAUCACGUGCAGAAACAAAUCCCGCUGCAAGCCAAAAGAAACCUAGAUUAGAGAAUCACAGUCCAAAUGAUAAAAACACAACUAGUGAACCUAUUACUGUAAGCCCAGAAAUGCCAGGAGCAGUGGAAGAUGUUACAUCUCUAAAAAAGACAACGAACGACCCCACUUCCAUUAGUCCUAGGAGAUCAGGAUUAUGUAAAGAUGUGGUUAACCCUAAGAAGAUUGUUGGUGAACCGACUUGUGUCAGUUCUAGGAGGUCUAAUGCUAAUAGUGAAUCCACUCCUGAGAGUCCUAGGAUUUCUGGUUCAAGUAGAGAUGGUAUAGGCUCCAAAAAUACAAAAUCAACUUCUGUGAGUCCUAGGAGGACUGGUACCGAUGGUGUAGGCUCCAAAAAUAAAAAAUCAACUUCUGUGAGUCCUAGGAGGACUGGUACAGAUGGUGUAGCCUCCAAAAAUAAAAAAUCCACUUCUGUGAAUCCUAGGAGAUCUAGUGCAAUUAAAAACUCUGUCAGCCCUAAAAUGACCAAAAACACUUCUGUGCAUCCUGGGAGGACUAGUUCAACUAGGAAUGGCGCUAGCCCCAAAAAUACAAAAACUGGUGGUAGCCCUAACAAUACUAAAACUACUUCUGUGAGACCUAAGAGGACUAGUUCAAGUACAGAUGGUGCAAGUAGAGAUGCUGCUAGUCCUGAAAAGACCCAAUCUAGUUUCAAUAAAAAUGGCACAAGCCCUAAAAUGUCUACAAAUGAAUCGACUUCAUUCUGCCGUAGGAGUUGUACCUUACCUAAAGAUGGUUCUAGCUCAACACAGAUUAAAAGAGAAUCCAAUUCCUUCAGUCCUAGGAGGUUCAGCAUUACUACAGAUGGUGUUGGUACUAAAAACACUAAGUGUGAAAGUAGUUCCCCAACUGUUAGGUGGCCUAAAUUGGCUAAAGAUGGUGUCAGUCCUAGAAAUACUGGGGAAUCCACUCCUGCCAAGAAACCCAGAUUAAAUCAAGGUGGUACCGGUCUGAGAAAGAAUUUGAGAGAGGUGAAUGCUAAGAAGUUAGCUAAAGCUGCAAAGGCCAAAAAGAUAGCCAAAAUAAAAAAAUCGAAUCAAUCGAAAUUGCUGAACGGAGCUAAAACAAGCCAGUUAGUAGAGAAUCGCGCUAGCUGUGAGGCUGUGAAAAAAUGUACGGCUGUGUGGACUCCUCCGCGAUUGCCAUCCAGUAGAACACCUCCAACAGGAGGAAAACGGUCAUCUCUCUUAACUGUAAAGAAAGAGACAAGAUCCCCAAGGUCUCCAAGAUCCCGGAAUAAUACAGUAGUGUACCCCCCCAGUGUUUCUCUCCACCCCAUACCUUUGAGAGGACCACCCAUUGUAUCGCCAUUACAGCCUUUAUCGGUCAUUGGUAGGCGUCUGUUGAAGAACCAGUGCGGGGAGUGCGGCCGCGUACUCAGCAGCAGUGCUGCCCUGGAAAGCCAUGUUAGCCUUCACACAGGUCGCCGACCUUUCUCGUGCAAGCUUUGUGGGAAGCGUUUCUCGGACUCCAAAGGUCUUAAACGGCAUGGCCGGGUGCACCGCAAUGGUAGGAUCCAUAUCUGCCAGCAGUGCGGGAAGGGCUUUGUCUACAGUUUUGGCCUCACCAAACACCUCCAGAUGGUGCAUAGCAGGAUUAAACCUUUUGUCUGCCAGAUCUGUAACAAGGGAUUCUUCACAAAACGAGAUGUGGAAGCCCACAUACGGAUCCACACUGGAGAGAAACCAUUCCAUUGCAACCUCUGUGAAAAGAAAUUUGCAAGAAGGGUGGAACUAAAUAUGCAUUUAAGGUGGCACAAUGGGGAAAAGAGACACUGGUGCCCAUACUGUGGGAAAGGAUUUUUAGACUUCAACAACCUGAAAAGGCACAAAUAUAUCCACACAGGGGAGAAACCACAUUCCUGCCCUCAUUGCCCCAAGAACUUCACACAGUCAGGCCACCUGAAAAAACAUGUUAAAAAUGUACAUAAAGUCCAAUGAGAGAUGGACAUCCAAGAUGACACCCUAUUCCAGUGAGAAUAGUAAUGGUUUUAAUAAUGAGAGAAGGAAAGUCUUGUAAUGUGAGAAUAAUUUUUUUUAAUUCAGUGUAUCUGUAAAGCUAAUGAAGAAUUGCAAUGCUUUUAUGUUAUGUUCAUUAGGAUGAUUUCUUUUGUUUAUUAUUAUUAUUUUUUUAAGGAGACUUAAAGGAAUGGUUUGACAUUUUAGAAAAUUUGCUUUUUGCUUUCUUGCUGAAAGUUAGAUGAGAAGAUCAAUAUCGGUGUCGUGUCUGAAUGUAAAGUAUGGAGCUGGAGCAAUGAGGCGAGUAGCUUAGUGUAAAGACUGGAAGAUGCAGAUCCUCUAAAGCUUUGUUUAAAUUGUAAAAACAUACAUUUUUGAUUUUAAAUUGUACAGAUGAAGCAAAAACGUUUUUUUGUUUGUUUUUUAACUUUCACUCUGGUCCCAGUCUUUAUGUUAAGAUAAAUGGAUUGUCUCUGGGCUCCAACUCCGUGUUUAAUGCACAGCUAUGAGAGUGGUACCAAAUCUCUUCAGGGCACUGUGUGCUCUUCACAUGGUAAAGAAAAGUGGAGGCAUUUUAUAAUAUUGUCAGCAGAUAUGUAUAAAUCUCUUGCUGUUUAAAUAUUGAAACAGUUUUCUACUGUUUCCACAAGACGCAACUGUGAAAAGCAAACAUUUGGACAGCUGUUACAGUGUGAUUUUGAAAGAUACAAUAAAUGUAUGAAAAAUUAUUGAAUUGUAAGUAUUAGUGUAUUGUUAACUGUA
This is a messenger RNA of Micropterus salmoides (largemouth bass), 6519 nucleotides long. Its product is annotated as mucin-5AC. Gene Ontology annotation, molecular function: RNA polymerase II cis-regulatory region sequence-specific DNA binding; DNA-binding transcription factor activity. Gene Ontology annotation, biological process: regulation of transcription by RNA polymerase II. The transcript is spliced from 6 exons. NCBI's taxonomy places the organism in Eukaryota, Metazoa, Chordata, Actinopteri, Centrarchiformes, Centrarchidae. The record is from RefSeq and is a predicted model, not a curated record. Bases 871 to 5739 code for a protein of 1622 amino acids.